Molecule: messenger RNA, 4695 nt
Organism: Asterias rubens (European starfish)
Lineage: Eukaryota; Metazoa; Echinodermata; Asteroidea; Forcipulatida; Asteriidae
Product: ankyrin repeat and MYND domain-containing protein 1-like
Exons: 19
Coding region: 124-3678 (1184 amino acids)
Molecular function (GO): protein binding
Source: RefSeq, a predicted model, not a curated record
AUUUGUUUGAAGUGUUCUAAUUUACGACGUAUUAAGAACAAAAAAACGACGGAAUCCCGUAGCCGAAAACUGACAAUGCUUUGCUCUUGCAGCAGUUGAAGGCUAGCUAGCUCAAACCCCACCAUGCCGUCAAAGCUAGAGUUCCAUGUGUUCGCCCGGCUUAAAUCAGCAAAGCGCCAAGACUCCAACACCGAUCACCAUGACUACAAGAGUGGGGCCACCUUCAGCGGUCACUUAGAUGGCAUGAAGAGGGUCGGAAACGGCACGUUUCUCUGGCCAAACGGUGAUCGCUACGCUGGAGAAUAUGCAGACAACCAGAGGCACGGAAAGGGCGAGCAACUGUGGGCAGAUGGAGCGCAGUUUACGGGGCACUUUGUGAGAGAUAUGAGGCACGGUUAUGGGGAACAUACCUGGGGUGAUGGUGAGAGCUACAAGGGAGACUAUUUUAAAGACCAUCGGCACGGACAAGGGACCUACACAUGGCCGGAUGGCUCCAAGUUUACUGGGACCUUCUAUAAAGACUCAAAAGAAGGCUAUGGCAUUUUUAUUUGUGCAAAUGGCAACAAAUUUGAGGGUCUAUACAAGGAUGGCGAGAGGCUCGGACCAGGAAUCUUGAUGGACACCGAGGGGUUUCAAGAUGUCGGACUCUGGCACAAGGAGCGAUUGGUGAAGCUCUGCGCACCAAUAGAGGGCGCUUUCACCAUGAGAGAACAUCCGGAGUUUGAUUACGACCCGUUAGAGCAUCAGAUGCUGAUUAACAUAAACCAAAGUGGAAGUACACAGUUGUUGAACGGUUCUGGAGAUGCUCCAGACAGCGUCAGGGACACCAUGGAGCGACUUUCCAGGACGUCGUUCUCCACAGACUUUGAAACAUUUCUCCCGAGUCGUCAAGAGAGCGUUGAUUUCUCAACGUUGGAGUACGACAAAGAAGAAUAUGAUCAAUCCUUCUUCAAACAGAACUACAAACCUGAAGGUCAGGGGUCAACUGAGGUUGUUGCCCUGAAUAACACCCCGUCUUUCAUUGACCUCCAGAAACAUAUAUACAAGCACAGAGGCAGGGCAAAAGAAGUCUCAUUCUCAGUAGAUAAAAUUAUGCAAGGGCACCGUGGGAAACGUGGUAAAGAAGGCCCCAUAGAGCAGACAUCCCAGAAGCUCAUCAAAGCCGCAGCGGCUGGUGACCAACAGAUGGUGCAUUCACUGCUCAUGCAGGGUGCCGUCAAUGUCAAUGUAGCUGAUAAGCACGGUCAUACUGCACUACUUGGAGCAGCGGUGAAUAUGCAUUUUGAAAUCAUCAAUACCCUCUUGGACAAUGGCGCUGACGUCAACAAACUAAACGAUGAAGGACUCUCAGCACUGGUUGCCUGCCAAAUGCUCUUCUACCCGACCAAGUCCUUCCAGUAUAACAUCGCCGAGAGAUACCUCCCCUUCCCCGAGAAUGAAGAGAUCCACAGUCUGACUCUAUGUCCAAUCAACCCAUCUGAGGGUGAUAAAACAGGAAGUGUCUAUUCAGGUAAAAGGGGUGAUUCAGCAAUGAGUUCUCAUUCUUCGCAAUUGAAACCCACAAGUGACUUGGACCAAGAGGAUGAAAUCGACGAAGAUGAAGAAGUUGAGGAAGAGGAUUUAGACGAGAGUGGGCCUUUCGGAACUCCGGUAAAUGAACCAAUCACAGAUCAGGAUAAUGAUCUCGGUACGCGAGCUGAAGAGAACCACGUCCCAAGCACGGUACCAAGCGAUUUUCAGUCUGACACAACACUAGUGAAUUUUGAAAUUGACGUGACAGAAGACCUAGUCGAAAGGAGUGCUACAGUGAUGAGCAAUAAUAGAAGGAUUGUUAGUGGGCGGAGCUCUAGAUGUAGUGAGGGGAACAUGGACCAGGCCAGGCUAAGGGCCAUCGUCAAGGCAGAGCACGUCAAUAUGGAAGCAACAAUCCGCCUACUUCUGAAGAGAGGUGCAGACCCUAACGCUUCCAGCGUACCCAUGCCAGUCAUCUUCUUUGCGAUCAAGGCGGCAGACGUCGAUGCCGUCCAAGCUUUCUUGGAGAAAGGAGCAUUCACCGACAUCAGACUGUCACACAAGAAAGAAGGUCUAGCACCCUUACACAUCGCCAGUGCUAUUCGUGGUGAAGAAGGCGUUCAGAUCACCAGACUACUCCUUGCUGGAAAUGCCUGCCCCAACGUCCGAUCGCUAGACACCGAUUCUCACACGGAAAUGCAGGAGGGAGGCCCAAGUAGUGCUAAUCCAAACAAGAUGAGACCCGGUCUCGACGACAGUGUCUCUGUGCUCCUUCGUGAGCUCCAAGAGAAGGGUGAAGACAAGGGUGGACGUACCCCUCUACACAUUGCCUGCGACAGAGAUGACAAUCAUGAGCUUGCGAGACAAGUCGUUCAUCUACUGUUGGAGCAUGGGGCUAAUCCCAACGUGCUGUGCUGUGGACAAUCUCCACUCUCAUUGGCUAUCGCCAGUGGCAACGACCUGGCCAUUGAUGAGUUGAUAGCCUAUGGCGCCAACCCAAGCCUACCCCUGGGUAAUGGCAUUGGUAGUGCAUUGUGUGUUGCGGCUAAUACUGCCUACGAAUUCAGAAGAAACGCUCACCAACGCAUUGCUCUUAUUGAUAAACUUGUCAAGGCAGGAGCCAAUAUCUUAGCACCAGUCCCAGUGGGAGGAAAGAAAGUGAUGGGAACAGCUGUUGACUAUGCCUACUGGAUGUUCAAUCAGGAUCGGCGAAUUGCCCACAUGCCCUACCAUGCCCUAACCCACUCCGAGAGAGAUACAUACAAUGCUCGACGGAAACUCCUGGCUCACCUUGGUGACAUCCUACGAGGAGCGGCCGUAAAGAGAGAAAGACAGAGGCUUGAGAUGGAAGAGUUUGGUGGAAACAGAAGUAUGAGUCCGAGCCAGGGUUUCUUGUAUACAGGUGCUGGCGCUAAACCCCAGGAGAGCGCCCUCGUCAGACCGAAAGCGCUAAGACAGGGAGGAAGGGGUAGCCCCACCCUGAAAAGUGCAGAGGACGGGGGCAAGCAGGUUGCUUUUAGAGCCAUCACAAAGGACAGCACAGGCGCUGAGCAGCCAUUGGUCGACAGAGAUGAUGAUGGGACAGUAAGGAAACAAAAACAAAGGAAGCCACUGUUCAAGUAUUGCUAUGAGUGUGGACGGUGUCUAGGAGUGCGCUUAUCGGCCUGCACACGCUGUAAAGAGGUCUACUACUGCAGCAAAGCGUGUAAAAUCAAGGCGUGGAACGCGAGACACAAGGAGGAGUGCGUGCGGAUUGGAGGACGAAGCAGUCGCAGCCCAAGUCCCACCAGCAAACCAUCUCUUGGCACAGCCUCCACAUUGACAACGAAUCCUAGCCACGGAAAUUCAUUGGAGAGCCUAGCCUCAUCUGUAGCGAACCCAAUGAUCAGCCAACCAGGCAAGCUUGGAGGUCAACGAGGGUCAAAUGCCAAAGGUCAAGGUAGUAAAAACCUAUUAGGGGCUGCUGCUAAGUCUCUCGGGUCAAAGGGUGGCCAGGGGACUAAAGGGGCGGGGGUUAAAGGUCAACAGACUGGAUCAUUGACUGGAGGGAAGGGUGUUGCGGGAAUCGGCAAGGGUGUUGCGGGAACCGGCCAUAGUGGAAAGUUAAACAGUACGGAUGAAUACAGUUUACGGGCUGAAAUAACAGACAAUUAUAGCUAUAACUGAAUGAACUACUUUAUUUAUGAUAAUGUUCAACCACUGCAUUGCUCAGGUGUUAUUGCCUUCAAGGGAUUGGUCGAUUGGGAUCAGUGCAGCAGUUGGAGUGAGGGUGUGUGAUUGGGGUUAAAUUAUAUCCCAUUUGUUUCAGCGCUUAGAAACCCUGUAUUAAUGCAUGUUAUUAUUAUUAUUAUCAUUAAUUGGAAACUGAAAUGACUGCUGUUGGGUACUGUUCCUGUUGAGUGCCAUUGAGUUUCUAAGUGAGGGGUUCCAACUUGGGAAAAGUAUUCCAAGUUGGGUACUUCAGACACCACAGUGGGGUUCCAGGCUAUCCAUGUUGUACUCCCUGAUUUGAUUUGGUGCUCAAUAUGGGGGCAUGGUGUAAAGUCUCUCCCCACCCCCUCUUGUGUCUACUAUGUGUGCUUAUGGAAACUUGGGAAUUUGUAAGAGGAUUUUAGGCGGCGCGUCUUUUUAAGACGAAUACAAAAUUGUGGUUAAGUAUUGGAACAUUAGUGUUGUAGCCACAGUGGGCGGUGCCGGGCGGGCCUGCCCAGCCGGCCCAGAACUAACAUGAAUAAUUGUGUGAAACGGCCUCUCGCCCUUGGUGGACUAAAUUGGAUUUAGAGCUCACUACUGGCAUGGUAUACCCGGUGGGGGAAAAACCAGGACUAGGUUGAUGUGAGUGUGUAUCUAAAUGGGGGUAAUUUAACUGUAUACAUUCCCCCAAUUGGGAGAAGAUGUAUAUCCCAAAUGGGGUAUUUUAAGUGAGCUAGGGAGAGAAUUCCAGAUGAUCUAUGUUGGUAUUCCCUUACUGCUUUUAACAAGUCUUGAUUUUGUGCGGUAAUCAUCACACAAUCUGUAGCAUCUUGCUUACCAGGGAUUCCCUGGAUUGACAAAGUGUCGCCAAUCAUUUUUCAUAGGAGGGGCAAGGGGUAGAUACAUACAUUUGGGGCUGUUCAAAGGCACUGGACACUAUUGGUAAUUACUCAAAAUAACUGUUAGCAUAAAAACUUAACUUGGUAACAA